GCUAAACAACCACAUGCCGCACUUUCUCCUUGCUCCCUCGUGUUCCUUGCCACCUCUCCACGACGAUGCCUGUACCUCUCUCGCCAAAGCCUACGAACGUUCAGCAGACGGAUUCAACUGCAAAGCCUAGCUCGAAGGAUGCCCGACGCCAGCCAGAUGCUAAUCAAACCAUUAGGAACAAGAAAGAGGCUGCCCAGCGACCACCCCUCGUAACCAAAGCCGAUUCAGAUCCAGUACAACAGCAGACCACUCCUGCUACUCAAUCCCAAACGAAGAAAUUAGCCAGAAAGUCCAGUAAGCCGUUCAUAAACUGGUUCCAGCGGAAGUUGGCAGGCACAAGGGCGAGGAGAGCUUCAGACGGGGACGCACUGCGUGCUCAGCGCAUUAGCGGCACUCGUUCGCCCAAUUUCAGGGAAAGACGUAGAUCAUCUGUGCCGGUUCCACCACUACCUGCCACACUGGCCAAACAACGGAAUAACAAGAAUGUGAAACAAGUACGACCAGCUAGUAUUGUUACGAGCACUAAACCGAACACCAUAUCAUUGAACGAGGAGGAUGAUUAUAGUAGCGUUACUGACGGCCGUAGGUCAGACUCAGUUGAUCCACGCCGCACGUCCAGUGCUCUGGAUUCAACUUGGUCACCCAAUAGUGUAUACGAAGCGGACGAAGAUGCGUCAAUGCGGCCUAUACCACCUAGCACACCCCCUUCACCUUCACCCUCCCGAUCUUCAUCCUCGUAUCUCUCCGAUCCACGAACGUUCGCUAGUAUGGCGGCGAGCACUAAGCCUACUACGUUGCUUAGCGUUGAUUUGACUGGCGGUAUGGCCCAUAUUGCUCAAGCACCUCCCACUCCAACCAUUCCUACCCACAGACUGGGUGCACAUCUUCGUACACAUUCCAGUGGACCCGGCGGAGGCUCUAUCACCUUCUCAGUGUUGCCGCCGACUACGGCGCCGUCUCGUCCUUCAUCAACCCAGGGCCAUGUCUCAAGUUCUUCUCGUGGCGGAGCGAGCCAUGGGCCUUUACAAGCACCCCAGCAUACCACCCACCAUCCCCGGAAUAAUCCUAGGCCCUCUUCGCCACCAAUGGAUGAUGCAUCUGUGCUCACGCUUGCUUCUUCUGCAUUCGGCAUUCCAGGUCGAGUCGGAGUAGGCGCACUCGCUUUGUCUGGUCGGACCUCAAUAGCGGAUGAUUCUAUCUCACAUUUCAGCCAUCGGCAUGGUCUUGGGGACAGCACGAGUCAUUUCCUGGUUGGUGAUGCAGAUGGAGAAGGUGAUGAUGAACGAUUGUUGGAUGCAGACCGCGAUCUGUUUGGCGACAUCGACGCUAGUGUACGUGCGCUGCGUCCAAGAAGCUCAAGGAGAGGUAGUUGGGAAAGCGAAGCAAGUGGCUGGAGUGCUAGGUUGGGUGGUACGAGCCCAAGCCUAGGUCCCGGGACUCCCAGCGGGUUGAGAGAAAGGAGCCUAUGGACGAAUGGAAGCUAUAGGACUGGUCCCAUAAGCAUUGCGGAGACUGAGGGCAGUUCUUUGACUCAUGCCGAAGGGAGUGCUGAGGAACGGGAAGAGACUGGCGUUGAGCAGCACUAUCACACCAGCCCUCCUUCGGACCAUCUGGCGAACAAUAUGGAACAUCUCUCUAUCACAUCCACCACCGAGACGGAUGAUACUGCUAAGUCAGAUGCUACCGAAGCUCAAGUACCACCAUUGCAACUGCAGGCGCAUGUAUCCGAGGAGAGUGCGUCUACUAAGGAAAAGUCUCUCGAAACACCGAAACGAUCAAAUCUACCUCUCCAGGCUGCCCCGCCAUUGCCCCCAUCUGACGCAACUCCGACUGAGAAACAGGAGGAUGCUGUCGCUGUUCAUUCACACCAAAUUUCCCAAGAUGACCUCCACAGUCUCGCAACCAGCGACAACCAUACGGACACGUUUGUUUCUGCACCAUCUACCCCUUUGCCUUACUGAAAAUACCCUAAUUCAAAUAUUCCCAUAGUCGGCAAGUUUUGUUCUUGUUAUACCAAUAUCUUUACUGACCUUCGAUUAGUAGUAUCUCGUUUAUGUUUCUUUGGUCACGUUUUCUAUUGUCCUCUUUCGUUCAGUCGCAUGAGUUCUGUUUUGGUUCAGGAUCUGCGUUUCGUAUUGCCAAGUAUCUGUGUUUACGAUGGUGCUGCUUGUAUGUGUCAUAUUGUGUCUUAAUGCUGAAGUCGUUCUUGUAUCGCAACAGAAACGAGAUUCGGCGUAUCCUUGCCACGCUCGGUGUACGUCUGCAGCCACCGUAUCUCCCCUUCUCCCUGCAAUUCCUAGUCACCUUCUAAACCUGGUUUCAACACCCUCCGAUCAUUGUGCAUGUGACCGCGUCCGACGUGAUUGCAACGCUGGCGCGUCGACUUCCUCAACCUCAUCAAGGUCAGCAGGGUAGAGUUUAUUUAGUCCAUAACC
Somion occarium is the source of this 2435-nucleotide messenger RNA. Lineage: Eukaryota; Fungi; Basidiomycota; Agaricomycetes; Polyporales; Cerrenaceae. The record is from the annotation of a GenBank genome assembly.